Molecule: messenger RNA, 1922 nt
Organism: Spinacia oleracea (spinach)
Lineage: Eukaryota; Viridiplantae; Streptophyta; Magnoliopsida; Caryophyllales; Amaranthaceae
Exons: 13
Coding region: 362-1522 (386 amino acids)
Cellular component (GO): endoplasmic reticulum; COPII-coated ER to Golgi transport vesicle
Source: RefSeq, a predicted model, not a curated record
GGCGCAGAAUUGGACCGCAGAUCCAGCGGAGCAGACAAAUCAGCGUCUUUCUCUCUCUAAAUUCGCCCUCUCUUUCUCCGGCGAGAAUACCUCCCCCUCCACUUCCUCCUCCUCCUUUAUUUCUCUCCCUAGAUUGUCUGAUUUUCUCUCUCCUCUUCAACCAAUCACGAACUCACCAGAAAUUUCCAGAACUUUCGUGCAUGCUUCAGAUCCGUUCAUCAUCUUCUUCAUCGUCAUCUCUUUGACCAUGCCGUUGAACUGAUUUGAAUUCAGUCCAAUCCAAUUCAAUCAGACUUCGACAAUUUUUCACCAUAUUUUUUUGGCAUUCCUCAAAUAUUAAGGAAAUAAAAUUGGGGAAAAAAUGGAGGGAAUAUUCAAUAAGAUACGGAAUUUGGAUGCAUAUCCUAAAAUUAACGAAGAUUUUUACAGUAGGACGCUGUCUGGUGGCGUCAUCACUCUCUUCUCCUCUCUCGUCAUGUUCCUCCUCUUUUUCUCAGAACUCCGCCUAUAUUUGCAUGCUGUGACUGAAACACAGCUUAUAGUUGAUACAUCGAGAGGAGAAACCCUACGCAUCAAUUUUGAUGUUACUUUCCCCGCGCUACCAUGUUCAAUUCUCAGCGUUGAUGCUAUGGAUAUAAGUGGAGAGCAGCACCUUGAUGUAAGACAUGACAUAAUCAAAAAAAGAUUAGACUCCCAUGGGAAUGUGAUAGAGACACGGCAAGAGGGCAUUGGUGCUCCUAAGAUAGAGAAGCCGUUACAGAAGCAUGGUGGCAGGCUGGAGCAUAAUGAGACUUAUUGUGGCUCAUGUUAUGGUGCAGAAGCGGCGGACGAUGAUUGUUGCAACACUUGCGAAGAUGUCCGUGAAGCAUAUAGAAAGAAGGGCUGGGCAGUUACAAACCCUGAUUUACUUGACCAGUGUAAGAGGGAAGGUUUUCUGCAAAAAGUUAAGGAUGAAGAAGGUGAAGGUUGUAAUCUUUAUGGAUUUCUGGAAGUAAAUAAGGUGGCUGGAAAUUUUCAUUUUGCACCUGGAAAAAGCUUUCAACAGUCAGGAGUUCAUGUCCAUGACUUAUUGGCAUUCCAAAAGGAUAGUUUCAAUAUAAGUCACAAAAUCAAUAGAUUGACUUUUGGGGACUAUUUCCCUGGUGUUGUAAACCCCCUUGAUGGAGUGUCCUGGACACACAAUACGCCAAAUGGGAUGUACCAAUACUUUCUUAAGGUGGUACCUACUGUAUACACAGAUGUGAAUGGACAUACUAUAAAUACAAAUCAGUUUUCUGUCACCGAGCACUUUAAGAGCGCUAGUGCAGGUCACUUUUCGACAUUGCCUGGAGUCUUCUUCUUUUACGAUCUCUCUCCAAUCAAGGUAACUUUCAAAGAGGAACAUGUUUCCUUUUUACACUUUUUGACAAAUGUUUGUGCUAUUGUUGGAGGUGUUUUCACCGUGUCGGGAAUUCUAGACUCCUUUGUCUAUCAUGGUCAAAAAGCAAUUAAGAAGAAGAUGGAAAUUGGCAAAUUUAGUUGAAGGAGUUUUACUAGCUGGCUACUGUUGUAAUUUCUGGGGCUUGCUCGUUCAUGUCUGUACGCGGAAGGAAAAAUAUAUACAGCCCCAAAUCGUCUGAUCACAAAACAGAAACAGUUUUGUCAUAGUUUCAGGAUACAGUUUUUUCAAUUUCUAUUAAUUAUUCAAGAGUUUUAGGUGGUCUCUUUGCAUAUGCUCUAAUGUUUUCUAGCUGUACCACAAUUGUAAAUUUCAUUUAAAGAUGAGAGCAUGUGUUUCAGUCCCUGUGAAAGGGAUACCCAAACUUAUUCUAGAGUUCUUGCUAUGCAGAGAAAACACAAUUAAUCGGAUACCUUCAAUUACAUUUUAACACUUCCUUAGCUAAAAUAAGUUUGCAAAUUUGGUUUCUUUUUCUUUCACAAAA